AUGGGGGACCGGCUAAAGCAGUUGAAAGAGCGGUCUCUUAAAAGAAAACAAGUUCUGGCACAAGCGUUUGGUGUUGGAAGCCCAGAUGGUCUGAAAACAGCUUUGAGAAGUAAAGAUGACAUAGAAGAUGAAAAGAAAGCUACCAUUCCAAGUGAAACAGAGAAAACUGCAGAAAAUCAGAAAGUGAUUAAGCUAUCAGAAGAACAACAACAGCCCGAUGAACAGAAAGAUAAAGCCAAGAAUGAUGCUGAACUUGAUGAUGAAGAUGAGUUUUACACAGAUUCUAGUACAUUCUUGAAGGGAACACAGAGUGCCAACCCCCACAAUGACUAUUGUCAACACUUUGUAGACACUGGUGAAAGACCACAGAACAAGAUUAGAGAUGUUGGACUUGCAAACCGAUUCGAGGAGUAUCCAAAACUUAGAGAGCUGAUUCGCUUGAAGGAUGAGUUGAUCUCUUCAACUAAUACACCCCCAAUGUACCUACAGUGUGACCUUGAUCACUUUGACCUCGGUAGUCUUGGAUGUAAGUUUGAUGUGAUACUGGUAGAACCACCACUUGAGGAGUACCAGAGAUCCAAUGGUGCAGUGUAUGACAGGUUCUGGAGUUGGGACGAGAUUGAGAGACUGGAUGUCCCAGCAGUUGCAUCACAGAGGUCAUUUGUUUGGAUCUGGUGUGGGAAUGCUGAUGGACUGGAACGAGGCAGACUUUGUUUGAAGAGAUGGGGAUAUCGGAGAUGUGAGGAUAUUUGUUGGAUUAAAACAAAUAUCAAAAACCCAUCAAAAAGUAAAAGUCUGGAACCAAAUUCUAUUCUUCAGAGAACAAAGGAGCAUUGUCUUAUGGGAAUCAAAGGGACUGUCAAACGCAGUACUGAUGGUGACUUCAUUCAUGCAAAUGUGGAUAUAGACUUAAUCAUUGAUGAGGAACAGGAGUAUGGGAGCAAGGAGAAAUCUGUAGAAAUAUUCCACAUUAUUGAACACUUCUGUCUUGGAAGACGCAGACUGCAUUUGUUUGGACGUGACAGUACCAUCAGACCAGGCUGGCUCUCUUUAGGGUCAGAGAUCACAAGCAGUAAUUUUGAUCCUGAAGUCUACUCAAAUUUUUUCGAGCAGGAAGCCAAUGGACAUGUGAUGAAGUGUACAGAGGAAAUUGAAAGACUGCGGCCAAAAUCUCCAACACCAAAAAAUAAGCAACAAUUCUCAGACAGAGGUCGUGGGGGUUACCAAAGAGGGGCACAGGGUCGUGGAGGCCAGGGUGGCAGGGGUUCUAAUCUUGGAGCCAAAGGGGGCCCAAUGGGGCGUGGCUCAAGUGCAGGGAGACAGUUUUCCAGGUCUGGGUUUGGGGGUCGAGGACGUUCAAGAGGCUUUAAACCAAGAGGUCCAAGAUAGAAAAUUAAGACAGUGCAAAUCGUGCCACAUCUACUCAAUUUCAUUAUUUACAUGAUUGACAUUGUCAACAAAUUGGCUGAUGAAUGUUGAAAUUCAUAUCAUUUACACAAAUCAAAUUCUCAAAGCACAUUUCAAUAAAUCA
Molecule: messenger RNA, 1531 nt
Organism: Ylistrum balloti
Lineage: Eukaryota; Metazoa; Mollusca; Bivalvia; Pectinida; Pectinidae
Product: N6-adenosine-methyltransferase non-catalytic subunit-like
Exons: 10
Coding region: 1-1389 (462 amino acids)
Cellular component (GO): nucleus; RNA N6-methyladenosine methyltransferase complex
Molecular function (GO): mRNA binding
Source: RefSeq, a predicted model, not a curated record